Messenger RNA from Cottoperca gobio, 1566 nucleotides. It is a transcript of the gene tyrp1a, whose product is annotated as tyrosinase-related protein 1a. The transcript has 7 exons. Gene Ontology annotation, biological process: melanocyte differentiation; melanosome organization. Gene Ontology annotation, cellular component: melanosome. NCBI's taxonomy places the organism in Eukaryota, Metazoa, Chordata, Actinopteri, Perciformes, Bovichtidae. The record is from RefSeq and is a predicted model, not a curated record. Bases 1 to 1566 code for a protein of 521 amino acids. Gene Ontology annotation, molecular function: oxidoreductase activity.
AUGUGGCAGUGCUGUUGUUUGGUGUUGGUGUGCGCGGUGGUCGUGAGCGCUCAGUUCCCCAGAGAGUGCGUGACCCCUGAAGGGCUCCGAACUGGGGCGUGCUGCCCGUCGCCGUCCGGACUCAACAACGACCCGUGUGGCUCCAGCACGGCCCGCGGACAGUGCGUGUCCAUUGCGGUGGACGCGCGUCCACACGGCCCUCAGUACCCGCACGACGGGCGGGAUGACCGGGAGCGAUGGCCCGUCCGUUACUUCAACCGCACCUGUCAGUGUAACGGGAACUUCAGCGGGGCUAACUGCGGCCGCUGCAGACACGGCUGGACGGGGGCCAACUGCGACCAGAGAGUUUCUAUCGUAAGAAGAAACGUUAUGCAGCUCAGCGCGGAAGAGAAGCGCGCGUUCGUGAACGCGCUGGAUCAGGCCAAGCGCACGGUGCACCCUGACCUGGUGAUCGCCACGCGGCGCUACCAGGAGAUCUUCGGGCCCGACGGGAGCACCAUGCAGUUUGAGAACAUCACCAUCUACAAUUACUUCGUGUGGACUCACUACUUCUCCGUCAGCAAGACGUUCCUGGGCGCGGGCCAGGCCAGUUUCGGGGGAGUGGACUUCUCUCACGAGGGGCCUGGCUUUGUCACCUGGCACAGGUUCCACCUGUUGCAGCUGGAGCGAGACAUGCAGGACAUGCUGCAGGACUCUUCCUUCGCUCUGCCCUACUGGAACUUCGCCAUCGGGGGAAGCACAUGUGACAUCUGCACAGACGACCUGAUGGGAGCCAGGAGCAGCUUUGACAUGAACUCUCUGAGCACCAACUCCCUCUUCUCCCAGUGGAGGGUGAUAUGUGAGAGCGUGGAAGACUAUGACACACUGGGAACCAUCUGCAACAACACGGAGACUUCUCCCAUCAGAAGGAACCCGGCAGGAAAUGUGAACAGACCGAUGGUGCAGCGCCUCCCAGAGCCGCAAGACGUGGCCGACUGUCUGCAGGUCAACGCCUUCGACACGCCGCCAUAUUACUCCACCUCCUCUGAAAGCUUCAGGAACACUAUUGAAGGCUACAGUGCCCCCCAGGGGAACUACGACCCCAUGGUGAGGAGCCUCCACAACCUGGCUCAUUUGUUCCUGAACGGGACAGGAGGACAAACUCACCUCUCGCCCAACGACCCCAUCUUCGUGCUGCUGCACACCUACACCGACGCCAUUUUUGAUGAAUGGCUGAGGAGACACAGUCCAGAUUCAACUCUGUAUCCGGAGGAGAAUGCCCCCAUAGGUCACAACAGAGGCUACAACAUGGUGCCUUUCUGGCCUCCCGUGACGAACGCCGAGAUGUUUCUGACCGCCCCUGAAAACCUCGGUUACUCUUAUGAAGCUACAUGGCCAGCUCAAGCUUUCACUCUGACUGAAAUCAUCACCAUGGGAAUAGUCACUGCCCUCGUGCUCGUCGCCGUCAUUUUCGCCGUCACAACAUGCGUCGUGCGUUCCAGGUCUUACAAGAUGGAGGGCCACCAGCCUCUGCUGGGGGAUCAGUACCAGCGCUACGACGACAACAAAAGCCAAUCUGUAGUUUAG